AUGAGUACAACGAAUAGUUUCAAUUAUUUAUUUCUAAAAAGACUUGUUCAUCUUUUUCAUGUUUUUCUUCCAUUUUCUCGUCUUUCAUUAAAUGUUUAUAAUCAUAAUGAACCAAUUUAUACACAUCCAUUAAUUCUUAUUUUACUUAUACUGAUCAAUGAAAUUGGUUUACAAUUUAUUAUUUAUCUUGUUGGUUUACUUCCAUCACAAUAUUAUGUUGAAUUAAUUAAAACACCAGAUAAACGUGAUUUUGUUAUAUUUCGUUGGUUAGUUAUUCGUUCAUUUGGUUUUGUUAUAUUAAAUGCAUUUCUUACAUCACUUUCAGUUUUUUUAUCUUCACUACUUUAUGUUAAAUGGCGUAUGAGACUUGUUAGUUAUUUACAUUCAUUCUAUUUUACACAACAACGUUAUUAUCAUUUAUUAAAUACAACACAACAAAAUCAAAAUAGAAAUGAUAAUGAUCAUGUAUCAACAUAUGAAAAUCAUUCAAUACAAAUUAGUGAUAUUGGUGAGAAUGAUAAAGAAUCAACUGAUUAUAUGCCAACAGAUAGUUCUCUAUCAUCGGUAUCAAUAAAACCAACAAUUGAUAAUCCUGAUCAACGUAUAACUCAAGAUGCUGAUUCAUUAUGUCGAACAUUAUCAAGUAUAAUACCUCUUAUUGUUAUAUCACCAUUUGCUAUUGGUUAUUAUACUUAUCGUACAUGGCAAGUAACUGGUUAUUAUGGUCCAUUAUCAAUAGUAAUUUAUUUUAUAAUAUGGACAUUUAUAAAUAAAAUAUUUAUAUCAGCUGUAUCACGAACAAUAUUUCGACAAAAUAUAUGUGAAGGUAAUUUUCGUUUUCUUCAUACACAAAUUCGAAUACAUAAUGAACCAAUUGCAUUUUAUAAUGGUGGUUCAUUUGAACAUAAACGUUUUGAUAAUUAUUUUACAAAAUUUCUUAUACCAUUACUUUAUCGACGAACAAUUCAAGAAUUUUUUCUUAGUUUAUCAACAAAUUUAUUUGAUUAUAUUGGUAGUAUAUUAAGUUAUCUUUUAUUAGCAUUAGCAAUAUAUGUUUUUCAUUUUUAUGAUAAUUUACCAUCUGAACAAUUAAUUAAAAUGAUAAGUCAAACAUCAUUUGUAACAAUGUAUCUUAUUUAUCGUUUUAAUCUAUUAAAUGAUUUAACUGAUAAAUUAACAAUAAUUGCAGCUAAUACACAUCGUGUACAAACAUUUGUUGAAUAUAUGGAAAAUAUUGAUAUAACAUGGUCAGAAAAACAAUUAAAUCAUAAUAUACAACAGAAUGAAAUUCUUAUUAUUAAAAAUCUUUCAUAUUCCAUUCCAAAUAAUAGUAAACAUAUAGUUAUGAAAAAUCUUAAUUUAAUAUUAAACAAAGGACAACGUCUAUUAAUAACAGGUGAUAGUGGUGUUGGUAAAACAUCUCUUUUUCGUGUUCUUCAUUCAAUAUGGCCUGUAAAUAUAAGUGGAUCUUUUUCAUAUAAUACUGCUCAUGCUUUUUUACUUCCACAACGUCCUUAUUUUACAAAUCAAUCACUUUAUGAUGAACUUUCUUAUCCUGACGUAAAAAAUUUACCAACAAUAACACGUCAAACACAAAUUGAAUAUCUUCUUAAUGAAUGGAAUCUUUCACAUAUACUUGAUUGUGUUGAAUCAAAUGUAUAUAUAUGUCCUAAAUAUGCAUGGCAAGAUUUAUUAUCACCUGGUGAAUUACAACGUUUAUCAUUUAUACGAUUACUUUUUCGUUUAUCAUCUCAUGAAGAUAUAGGAAAUCCAAAAAUAAAUCUUGUUUUUCUUGAUGAAAUAACAUCAUCACUUGAUGUAAAUAUGGAAAUGAAAAUGUAUAAUUAUUUAAUUGAACAAAAUCUUACUAUAAUAAGUAUUGGUCAUCGAGAAACGCUAAAACGAUAUCAUCAAUCGGAACUUAAAUUAUAUAAAAAUGGAAAUUAUUCGCUUGAAGUAUUAGAUUAA
Molecule: messenger RNA, 1968 nt
Organism: Rotaria sordida
Lineage: Eukaryota; Metazoa; Rotifera; Eurotatoria; Philodinida; Philodinidae
Source: the annotation of a GenBank genome assembly